AGGUCCGCAAGCACAGGGAGCGCUCGCAGGAGGAGAAGAUCGCGGAGGUGAUGGAGAAUCAGAGACUGCAGCACCUGGAGCUUGAGCACAAACUAGAGAUGGAGAAGGCCAAGCAGCGCGAGCGGGUGAAGACGAUCAACCAGCAGCAGAUCGCAACCAAGGAGGCGCAGCGCGAAGAGGCCCUUGUGGAACACAUGAAAGAGCAGGCUCAGGUGCAGGAGCUGGUGAUGAAGAUCGCCCAGGAGGACCAGAAGGAAGUCAUGGUGAAGGAGCAGAAGAAGGUGCAGUCCCGCGUCCAGAUGCAGCAGUUCCAGGCCGAGGUGAAGCAGAAGCAGGCCAAUGCCAUCGCCCAGGAGAAGGCCGAGUUAGAGAGGAUCGAGGAGUUCGCGCGGAAGAAGCGCGAGUUCGAGGAGGAGUUGGAGGCCCAGAAGGCGGAGGCCGAGCGCGAGAAGGUCCGCAUCCUCAACAACAUGUUGGGCGUGAUGGAGGCCAAAAGCAAGGAGGCGGAGGAGCUCGAGCAACUCCGCAACGACAUGCACAUGGAGGAGCUGGAGGCCGCUGCGUUGCGCCGCGAGGAGGCGCAGAAGCUCAGGGGCGCCCAGGCCCGGCAGGAGAUGCACCACGCUUACGUGCAGCAGAUGGAGAUGAAGCAGGCCAAGCUGCAGCGGGAGAAGGCGGAGGAGGACAAGAUCCGCGAGCAGCUCUUGAAGAAGUACGCCGAGGACGACCGCGUCGAGCAGAUGAACGAGCAGAAGAAGCGCAUGAAGGUCCAGGAGCACAAGCGCGAGGCCGAGAGGAUCGUGCAGCUGAAGCGGGCCGAGUUCGACGCCGCCCGCCGUGCGGAAGCGGAGAACGAGGAGCGGAUGCGCGAGGAGGAGAAGAUGCGGCAGGCCAUCGUCGAGGAAGAGCGACGCCGGCUGAUCAAGGAGCACGGCGCCCAGCUGAAGCCCUUCCUGCCGAAGGGCACCCUCGAGAGGCCCGAGGACCUCGAUCUCUAGCACAACAUUGGCCAGACCGGCCCCCAGAAGGUGCCCCAGACCUCGACGCCCUCCUGCGCGCCGCCGCGCGGGAGAGGGAGUGAGGCCCGCCUCGGAGGACGGUAGGCCGCCUCCGACUGCUCCUCCUCCUCCUCCUGCUCCUCCUCCUCCUCCUUCUCCCGUUCUGCGAUUCUCUUGACCUUCCCUGGUUCUCCUACAACCUUGCCUGCCUUGCGCCAGCCGCACAGUCGCGAAGCGACAGCAAGAGCGCACCGUGGAGCUGCGGCCUGACGAGUCCCAAAAGGCGG
Messenger RNA from Prorocentrum cordatum, 1285 nucleotides. NCBI's taxonomy places the organism in Eukaryota, Dinophyceae, Prorocentrales, Prorocentraceae. The record is from the annotation of a GenBank genome assembly.